GUGCUACAUGGACGACCCUCUGGAGUUGGAACGGAUAUCCUAACCUGAAUCGGUACUUUGGUGUCGAUAAUUCUGAAGCUCCUUAUUUAGGUGGUCCGCUUGGCAGUUCCGACUUUUCUCACCCGUUGGUUGGUUGGAUGAUCGAAAACGGGGCUAAUAGUGUUAAUAAGGCCCUCGUUAUCGACCCAUUCGAUUCAAAUCACUGGCUGUACGGAACUGGUGCGACCAUUAGUGGUGGUCACGAUCUGCUUAACUGGGACACCGCAAGAAACGUUAGCGUCAGAUCCAUCGUUAAAGGAUUGGAAGAGACUGCAGUUCUGGGUCUCAUUUCACCGACUUCGGGCUCUCAUCUAUUAUCAGUAGUUGGCAACCCUCAGCUGGCUUCACGAAUCCGACAUAUGGCACUACGACUGGGAUUGAUUACGCAGGCAAGAAACCUGCUGCCAUUGUUCGACGGUCCUGCGUCAGCACCUGGUUAUCUUGGAGGAAAUGUCGCCCUUUCUGCCAACGGAGAUACCGUCUUCUGGUCUUCGAAUGGACAAGGCGUCUUACUCGCUCGUAAUAACGGCGGAUUUGCUCCGGUCUCCAACAUCCCGGCAUACGCAAAGAUCGCCUCAGACAAGGCCUAUGGUACCGUUCUCUAUGCCGCCUCCGGCUCUUCUUUCUACAUAUCCACCGACUCUGGGACAUCUUUCACUGCUUCACCCCUCGGCAACAUUACGUCUCCACAAUGGAUAGCUGCUAGCCCUUACAAGGCUGGUGAACUCUGGAUUAGCGGAAACACGGGUAUCAUUCGUUCAGUCGACUAUGGCAAAACUUGGACCUCGCUUCCUUCAAUCACGAGUGCGUGGCAAAUAGCCGUCGGUGCGCCAAUGCAACCCAACGGACCUACCGUGGUAUAUGCGGCCGGAACAAUUGAGGGUAUCAAUGCGCUAUACAGGACAGAUGAUGGCGGUGCAAACUGGAUCAAACUCAGCGACGAGACGCACGGUUUUGGUGCAGUCAGCACAAUCGUUCUGGCUGCGGACCCUAGAAUAUACAAGAGGUAA
This is a messenger RNA of Acaulospora colombiana, 1049 nucleotides long. The record is from the annotation of a GenBank genome assembly. Lineage: Eukaryota; Fungi; Glomeromycota; Glomeromycetes; Diversisporales; Acaulosporaceae.